Messenger RNA from Olea europaea var. sylvestris, 399 nucleotides. RefSeq lists its product as uncharacterized. Bases 1 to 399 code for a protein of 132 amino acids. The transcript is spliced from 2 exons. The record is from RefSeq and is a predicted model, not a curated record. Lineage: Eukaryota; Viridiplantae; Streptophyta; Magnoliopsida; Lamiales; Oleaceae.
AUGUUUGAGAAGUUCAUGGCAACGACUAAUCAGUACAUGGAGGUUAACAACCAGUUUAUGAGAAAGAUGGACGCAGCUCUCCAAGAUCAAAGUGCUGCAAUAAAAAAUCUGGAGACGCAAAUGGGACAGAUGACAAUCUCCAUAACAGUUAGCAAGGAAUCAGCACCUACUUCAGAGGACGAGAUUGUGGAACAGACUAAACAAACAACAGAAGAUGUUGCUAAGAAGAGUUCCAAUACAUCACGAGUUACAGCUACCAAUUCUAUCAACCCUCAUAAGCCAGCUAUUCCAUUCCCACAGAGGUUGAAAAAACACAAAUUGGAUCAGCAAGAUAGUAAAUUUCUUGAAGUAUUCAAGAAACUACACAUCAACAUUCUAUUUGCUGAGGCAAUUGUUUAG